Molecule: messenger RNA, 1911 nt
Organism: Pediculus humanus corporis (human body louse)
Lineage: Eukaryota; Metazoa; Arthropoda; Insecta; Psocodea; Pediculidae
Product: DEAD box ATP-dependent RNA helicase, putative
Exons: 7
Coding region: 1-1911 (636 amino acids)
Biological process (GO): maturation of LSU-rRNA from tricistronic rRNA transcript (SSU-rRNA, 5.8S rRNA, LSU-rRNA)
Cellular component (GO): nucleolus
Molecular function (GO): nucleic acid binding; ATP binding; RNA helicase activity
Source: RefSeq, a predicted model, not a curated record
AUGCUUCAAGAAAAAAUUUUAAUGAGAAAAAUAAAAAAUCGAGAGAAGAAAAAAUUAAAAAUCUUGUCGACUAAAACGAAAGAAUUUAAACAAUUAGUAUCUGCAGAAGAAGACAAAGCUUCCGAAAAAGAAGUUGAUGAUCACGAAGAAGAACCUGUUAAUGCAAACACAAAUAAGCAAAAGAAAAAAAAACGAAAGCAUGAAAAAGAGGAGAGCAUUUCAGAAUUGAGCGAAGAACAAGAACUCUCGAAAAAGUUAAAAAAUGAUUCAGAAAUUGACGAUGACAAGAAUUUAAUUGAAAAUGACAAUGAAGAAAAUGAAGAAAAUGUUGAAAAUGGUACGCCUAAUGUUACUGAAAACAUUCAAGAUGAUGGUGUGAAAAUGCCUGGUUCAAGUUUAACUUUAGAAAUUUUAAGCGACACAAAAUUUUCAUCAUUGGAAGGUAAAGUGUGUGAAAAUACUUUGAAAGCGAUUGUGGACAUGGGUUUUACGACAAUGACAGAAAUUCAAGCUAAAAGUAUUCCGCCUCUACUGGAAGGAAGAGAUCUUGUCGGUUCUGCUAAAACAGGCUCUGGAAAAACUCUAGCAUUUUUAAUUCCUGUAGUAGAAUUAAUAUACAAAUUGAAAUUUCUACCCAGAAAUGGAGUCGGUGCUAUUAUUAUAUCACCGACACGAGAAUUAUCAAUGCAAACAUUUGGAGUCCUUAAGGAAUUGAUGAAAUAUCAUUAUCACACAUAUGGACUUGUUAUCGGGGGAGCUAAUAGGAAAGCAGAAGCGGAAAAAUUAAGCAAAGGAAUAAAUAUAUUGGUGGCAACUCCUGGAAGACUCUUGGAUCAUCUUCAAAACACUCCGGGAUUUUUGUUUAAAAAUUUACAAUGUUUAGUCAUAGAUGAAGCGGAUAGAAUAUUAGAUAUAGGAUUCGAAGAAGAAUUAAAACAAAUUAUUAAUUUAUUACCAAAAAGGCGUCAAACGAUGUUAUUUAGUGCGACGACGACAGCCAAAACGGAAAAUCUAACGAAAUUAGCACUCAAAAAAGAACCCGUUUACGUGGGGAUAGACGAUAGGAAGGAAAAGGCGACGGUUGAGGGUUUGGAACAAGGCUACGUUGUGUGUCCGUCCGAAAAACGAUUCCUCUUGCUUUUCACAUUUUUAAAAAAGAACAAGAAGAAAAAAGUGAUGGUUUUUUUUAGCUCUUGUUUAUCCGUUAAAUUUCACCACGAGUUGUUAAAUUACAUCGAUCUUCCCGUCAUGUGCAUACACGGAAAACAAAAACAAGCGAAAAGAACGACGGUUUUCUUUCAAUUUUGCAACGCGGAAUCGGGUAUUCUCCUGUGCACGGACGUUGCCGCUCGUGGUUUAGACAUUCCUGCCGUGGAUUGGAUAGUUCAAUACGAUCCACCGGACGAUCCGAAGGAAUACAUACACAGAGUUGGUAGGACUGCUCGAGGUGAGGGUAGCAGCGGUCAUGCACUCCUCAUUCUCAGACCGGAAGAACUUGGAUUUUUAAGGUAUUUGAAACAGGCGAGAGUUCCGUUGAACGAAUUUGAAUUUUCCUGGAGUAAAAUAGCAGAUAUUCAAGUACAGCUGGAGAAAUUAAUCGGUAAAAAUUACUUUCUCAAUUUGUCAGCCAAAGAAGCUUUUAAAUCGUACGUACGAGCCUACGAUUCUCAUCAUUUGAAAAACAUUUUCGACGUGAACACGUUGGAUUUGGAAAAAGUCGCGACGUCAUUUGGAUUCACGGUACCGCCGAGAGUUGAUCUUCAAGUCGGAGGUGUUAAAAGUGAUCGACCUAGAAAACGAGGAGGCGGCGGAGGUUUCGGUUAUUCGAAAAGUUUCAAUAGUAAUAAAAAAGAAAGGAAAUCAAUAAUUUUCAAACAGCCGAAAGGGAAAGGAAAAUUUAGUUUUCAAUGA